UAUCAACGCAGAGAACAUGGGGCACCCACAGUAGAACUCAGUCAUGGCGUUCGCUCUGGGAGGACCUUCCUCAACUGCGAUCUUGGCCUCUCGAUCUAUCUCUUCUCCCUCCCCUCGGCAUUUUGCCCCUCUUCUCUCUCUAACUCCAGGUCAUGCUAAUGGGAAGAAGUCUUUUGGGAGUAUUAGGAUUCAGGGGAAGAAAGGAAGGCCUCAGGUCCAAUGCAAUGUUGCCACUGAAAUAAACACUGUCGAGAAGGCUGCGAAUAUCUCAGAAGAGAGUCAGAGGCCUGUUUAUCCAUUUGCUGCCAUAGUAGGGCAGGAUGAGAUGAAACUAUGCCUUCUUCUGAACGUUAUUGACCCAAAAAUCGGAGGUGUCAUGAUCAUGGGUGAUAGAGGAACAGGAAAAUCAACCACGGUUAGGUCCCUGGUCGAUUUGCUCCCUGAAAUCAGAGUUGUGUUUGGGGAUCCCUACAAUUCUGACCCUGAGGACCCUGAAUCAAUGGGUAUUGAAGUGAGGGAAAGUCUGGGGAAAGGAGAGCAACUUUCAGUGGUGAUGACCAAAAUCAAUAUGGUUGAUCUGCCAUUGGGUGCUACUGAAGAUAGAGUUUGUGGGACUAUUGACAUUGAAAAGGCACUUACUGAAGGUGUGAAGGCGUUUGAGCCAGGCCUUCUUGCUAAAGCUAACAGAGGCAUUCUGUAUGUGGAUGAAGUAAAUCUUUUGGAUGAUCAUUUAGUUGAUGUCCUACUGGAUUCUGCUGCCUCUGGUUGGAACACAGUUGAGAGAGAAGGCAUUUCCAUUUCCCAUCCUGCUCGGUUCAUUUUGAUUGGUUCAGGAAAUCCAGAAGAAGGGGAGCUUAGGCCACAGCUGCUCGACCGGUUUGGAAUGCAUGCACAAGUUGGCACUGUAAGGGAUGCCGAGUUGAGAGUGAAGAUUGUCGAGGAGAGGGCCCGGUUCGACCAGAAUCCUAAGGAGUUCCGUGAAUCUUACAAGGUUGAGCAAGAAAAGUUGCAACAACAAAUUUCCUCAGCUAGGAGUUCACUUUCUUCUGUGCAGAUAGAUCAGGAUCUAAAAGUGAAAAUCUCGCGAGUUUGCGCGGAAUUGAAUGUCGAUGGAUUGAGAGGCGACAUUGUGACUAAUAGAGCUGCAAAGGCUCUUGCAGCCCUGAAGGGAAGGGAUAAAGUUGCUGCUGAGGACAUAGCCACCGUGAUUCCCAACUGCUUAAGACACCGUCUUAGAAAAGACCCAUUGGAGUCCAUUGAUUCUGGUUUGCUUGUGAUUGAGAAAUUCUAUGAGGUAUUUAGCUGAGAAAGGUGAUACAGGUAGCCUUAUCUUUGCAACUCUUUUUGUAAGUUGUUACAAAGUGACACCAUUGUGCUUUUUGUUUGUAGUGUUUCAUUUUGCAUUUAUAUGAGCAGAACUUUACAGAUUUGCAAUGCACAGGUAAUGCUGUUUAGAUACAGGAAAAGAAGCAGUAGAAUUGAAGCCAUUUAUGGUAUUUCAGCUUAAGCAUUGUAAGUUAAAAUAAUUUCAAAAUCAUUAACACGUUUUGCAUUCUAUAA
Molecule: messenger RNA, 1560 nt
Organism: Cucurbita moschata (crookneck pumpkin)
Lineage: Eukaryota; Viridiplantae; Streptophyta; Magnoliopsida; Cucurbitales; Cucurbitaceae
Product: magnesium-chelatase subunit ChlI, chloroplastic-like
Exons: 5
Coding region: 44-1306 (420 amino acids)
Biological process (GO): chlorophyll biosynthetic process
Cellular component (GO): chloroplast stroma
Molecular function (GO): ATP binding; ATP hydrolysis activity; magnesium chelatase activity
Source: RefSeq, a predicted model, not a curated record